AGUUCCGCUUUCUCUGAUGCUGGAAUCCCUGGUGGUCCUCUGGAAUCCUAUGGUUCUUAUUGUUCUCGGACGGAGUUUUGCCUCGUCGGUAUUCCCCAACUCCCGGGUCUGUGCACCGAUAAGUCUGGCUCUUAGCAUUCUUUCCUGACAGGAAAUUUGGAAGCCGAUAACUGUUUCCGGGGGGAGCGGAGAAGAGAACACUCACUUCCGGCGGAGGGAGGCUUUUCUGGAGGGAUGGAGGAGGCGGAGGAGCUGCUCUCCGAGGGCGAGAGACUGCGGUUCGCCCCUGACCCGCGCCUGGGCCCGGACUUGGGAUGGAUCCCUUCUGGACAAGGCUGUGCUCAGGGCCUCAAGGACUUCCCGCCCGGGGCGACCCGGGCCUUCCUGGCUCUAAAGAGCCUCCCCCGGGGCUUGGCCCUUGGCCCUUCACUCGCCGAGGAGCAGCGCUUAGGGGUCUGGUGUGUCGGGGAAGCCCUGCAGCCUGGACUGCUCUGGGGGCCGCUGGAAGAGGAGUCUGUAUCGGAGCAGAAGGAUGAAGGAGUGAAACCGCGGCAGGAGGAGGACGUGUCACUAGGCCCAUGGGGAGACGUGUGUGCUUGUGAGCAGAGUUCAGGCUGGAUCAGUUUGGUGCAGCGGGGCAGGCUGGAAGGUGAGGGGAACGUGGCCCUGGUGCGGGUCAGCGAGAAGCUCCAUCUGCAGGUGUACCAGGUCGUACUGCCAGGCUCUGAGUUGCUACUGUGGCCCCAGCCUCCCUCUGCGGGCCUGAGCCCCACCCAGCCCGGGCUAGAAGAAGAGGCAGCCAUGGCUGUGGUGACAGAAGUGAACUCUGCUGUCCAACGGGAGGUGGACUCCCCAGGGCAAGAUGCAGCAGAACCUUGGGCAGAUCCUGGUCACCAGCCACCAACCCCCAGCAUCCAGGCAGAGAGCAUGGGAAGCCCUGGACUUAAGCCCCAAGCCCAGGAUCAACUUUCCAAGGAGAGCCAACCGCUCGGCCUGCCCCCUCAGGAUGGCGGCAUGGAGGAGGAGGACCCACCCCAGACACAGGUGCCACCUGAACCUCCGAGCAGCUCUGCGCCCCAGCAGGGCCCAGAGAGCAGUGAGGCCGGUUGCUCGCCUUCUGCCAGGGGCAACCAGCUGCAUGCUUACCUGGUCAAGAAGUUACAUGGCCCCAGUGGUCAGUGCCCACCCAGAGAAAAGACCUCGGAGCCCAGGGCCCAGCAGGCGGGAGAACAGCAGGGGCCGGUAGGCUUCCCUGCACGCUUGCGGAGCCCUGCCGGCCCAGCAGGAAGCUCCCUGAAACAGAGGCGGCGGUACCGGUGUGGGGAGUGUGGCAAGGCCUUCCUGCAGCUGUGCCACCUGAAGAAGCACGCGUUUGUGCACACGGGCCACAAACCCUUCCUUUGCACUGAGUGUGGCAAGAGCUAUAGCUCGGAGGAGAGCUUCAAAGCCCACAUGCUGGGCCACCGUGGGGUGCGGCCCUUUCCUUGCCCACAGUGCGACAAGGCCUAUGGCACCCGGCGAGACCUCAAAGAGCACCAGGUGGUACAUUCAGGUGCCAGGCCCUUUGCAUGUGACCAGUGUGGCAAGGCCUUUGCCCGCCGGCCCUCCCUGCGGUUGCAUCGCAAGACCCACCAGGUGCCAGCUCCCCCUGCCCCGUGCCCAUGCCCCGUGUGUGGGCGGCCCCUGGCCAACCAGGGCUCCCUGCGGAACCACAUGCGGCUCCACACGGGCGAAAAGCCCUUCCUGUGCCCGCACUGUGGCCGGGCGUUCCGCCAGCGGGGCAACCUGCGUGGGCACUUGCGGCUGCACACAGGGGAGCGUCCUUACCGCUGCCCGCACUGUGCUGACGCCUUUCCGCAGCUGUCUGAGCUGCGGCGCCAUCUGAUCUCGCACACGGGGGAGGCCUACUUGUGUCCCGUGUGCGGGAAGGCCCUUCGAGACCCACAUACACUGCGUGCUCAUGAGCGUCUGCACUCAGGGGAGAGGCCCUUCUCAUGCCCCCAGUGUGGCCGGGCUUACACGCUGGCUACCAAGCUGAGGCGCCACCUCAAAUCCCACCUGGCCGACAAGCCCUACCGCUGUCCCACCUGCGGCAUGGGCUACACCCUCCCCCAAAGCCUCAAGCGGCACCAGCUCAGUCACCAGCCUGCUGCUGCUUCUGAGCCCACCGCGGUACUCUUGCAGACUGAGCCAGAGCUAGACACCUGCAGGGAACAGGACGUCUCCCCAGCCCGGGACGUCUUUGAGGUCACCGUUUCUGAGAGCCAGGAUAAGUGCUUUGUGGUACCUGAGGAACCAGGCCCCACUUCCAGCCUGGUGCUCAUCCAUAAGGACAUGGCCUUUAGUGCCUGGGCAGAAGUGGUGGAGGUAGAGACGGGCACCUGACCCACCCUCUCCCCCAGGGGAGUUCUAUAUAAAGCUAGUGUUUUCUA
Molecule: messenger RNA, 2432 nt
Organism: Mirounga angustirostris (Northern elephant seal)
Lineage: Eukaryota; Metazoa; Chordata; Mammalia; Carnivora; Phocidae
Gene: ZNF408
Product: zinc finger protein 408
Exons: 5
Coding region: 235-2385 (716 amino acids)
Biological process (GO): regulation of transcription by RNA polymerase II
Cellular component (GO): nucleus
Molecular function (GO): RNA polymerase II transcription regulatory region sequence-specific DNA binding; DNA-binding transcription factor activity, RNA polymerase II-specific
Source: RefSeq, a predicted model, not a curated record